UGUCUAUGACGCAGACAACGCGGAAGAAGUUGAUUGUUUUCCUUGUGUCUUGGAGGAGAAGUGUAAAACUUCUGUACCCAAUAACGUUGAUGUCAAUCUAAAACUAUGAAGGUUGCUUUUGUUUGCUUGAUAUUACUGAUUGCUUUAACGGAGUCAUAUGGCUACAAGAGAUGCACCUAUACGAGCUAUAGUUACGCGCUGCGGAGAAGCGUCACUUACUAUUAUAGCUGCUCCAGCAAUGCUUACUGUUGUGGAAAUCGCAGCUGCUGUACAUAUGUGUAUGCGAGGUGGUAUCUAUGGUUCACUGUGGUAACAUUUGGUGUCAUUGUGUUCAUUUUCUGGUGGUACUAUCGCUAUCGUUAUCGCCCACGCCAGGUCAUUGUUGCAUCAACAUCCCCUGGAGUCGUUACUGCUGGAAAUGUUAAUGUGACGAGGGUAAAUGCCCCUUACCCUGUGUAUUCUCAGUCGGGACCAGUCACCAUCAUGCCAGGUGGUUCAACUGUGCAUUAUACAGCAUAUCCACCACCAAGUUACGCCUUUCAUACCCCACCACCAGCCUACACUAGCACUAGUGUAGUAAAGCAAGGCACAACAGUCAUGACCGGCACUUCUACUCACUAGAUUAAAGCCAUAAGAAUAUAAACCCUUUACGUUCAGUGUCAAACCUCAGUUGAAUAGACUGUUUUCGAUAUAUUAAAAUUCAGCUUCGUAGUGAGGCCUAGAGGACCCAAACGAAGGGAAUUGAAUGACAUGCUUAUUCAUUUGAUUUGUUUGUGUCCUCCAGGCCUCACUGUCAAGCUGAAUUUUAUUUUGUCGAAAGUGACCUAUUAAGGUGGCUGAAUACAGUUUUGCAUAAAUUAUUUGCUUUUACAUCUAAACUGUUGCAGCUAACAUGCUCAACAUUACCUUUCUACAAGAUAAUUAAGCUUCUUAGAAUAGGAGAUCCUAUUUAAAAAUGGCCCUCAAGGGGAGCUCUUAGUAGAAUAAGGUGUUAAAUCAAAAUAUUAUGGUGCAUAGACUACAUGCUAAGACAAAACAUUUCAUAUACCACAGACUGUUACAGUUUUACAAGAAAAAAAGCAUCAAGUUACAUUUUGCAAUCCAUCUGAAACAAAAAAAAUAAUGCAUACACAGUUUUUUUCUUCUUGUGAUGAUGUAUUUUGCAAUUUAAAUUCUUUACUACAUGUAUAUAACUCCCCCUUCCCCUCAAAUAAAUUAUUUGUAGAUCUAAUCAGCUACCUUCUUGGUCCAGAGAGUAAUAUGUUGUACUAUAAAAUAUAGGCUGCACUACUGACAUAAUGACUUUCUUGUAAAAGUUAUUUUUAUUUAGAAAUUAUGUAAAAUUAUAUAAGUUGGUAUGGAUAUUAAAUGUUUUAAUUAGUUUAUAAAAUAUAUCACACUAGCAUUUUGAUGUACAUGUAUUUUAUGGUAAUAUGUGCAUGUGCUGUGUACUGUUUUACAUAAUAAAGUGGUACAAUAAAGCAUAUAAUAUGCUUUUAAAAUUGACACAGCUGUCAUCAAGCUACGAAUUUGUUGCAAAUGUACUUACUGAAAUACAGUUAUAAGUUAUUGUGAAUAGUUAAGACAAUUUAAAGACAGUAAGACAAUAAUUUGGCUUUAAGUGUAACAAGCUAAUAAACCAGCUCUGUAAUGUGAAAUUUAUAA
Molecule: messenger RNA, 1665 nt
Organism: Orbicella faveolata
Lineage: Eukaryota; Metazoa; Cnidaria; Anthozoa; Scleractinia; Merulinidae
Source: RefSeq, a predicted model, not a curated record